AUGACAGCCAUCAGCCAGCUCCCAGCUGAUGUACAUUAUCGACAUAUCAACAACAUCGACCCGCCAGCAGCGAGCGCAGAGCUCACUGGCAGCCAGUGGACCCGCAGCCCCUCUGCCGCACAGCACAUAGCACAGCACAGCCAGCGCACGUCCAAGGCGACCGCACUCGACGCCUCCCAGCCUGCCAGCCAGCCGCCCUGCCUGCAUGCCAUGGCCUCGGAGCUGCGCCGCCGAGUCGCUCUCAAAGGGGACGGCACUCCACCCGAGACCCCCAUAUCCGUCACGCCUGAGCGCGACGACAGCCCCAUCCGGCCCGGCGACAAGGUCAAGGUCGUCCACCACAGCCAAAAGACGCGCAAGAGGAGGACCGGUGCCAUCUUCCUGCUCGGCAGUCUGUUUGGCCUGAUCGCCGCCGGCUUCUUUGCCAAGAGCAACGACCUGAUCGACUUCCCCGAGAUUGGCGAGCUGAGCGUCGACAGCCUGCUGGAUGUCCUGCCCGCCGGCCUGGUCAAGGAUGUGCGCGAUCUGGUGAAAGGAGAGCGCGACCUGGUGGAUUCUUACGAUGCCUUUUCUGUCGGCAUGAAGGUGCGGUCAGAGGGCCUCGAGGCCCACCACCCUAUGAUCAUGAUUCCUGGCGUCAUCUCGACUGGUCUCGAGUCGUGGGGGACUGCUAAUGCCUCUCGCCCCUACUUCCGGAAACGCCUGUGGGGGUCCUGGACUAUGAUGAGGGCUCUGGUGAUGGAGAAGGAGGUCUGGAAGAAGCACAUCAUGCUGGACAAGAAGACCGGCCUGGACCCGCCAAACAUCAAGCUGCGUGCCGCCCAGGGCUUUGACGCGACCGACUUCUUCAUCACGGGCUACUGGAUAUGGAGCAAGAUAUACGAGAACCUCGCGUCGCUGGGUUAUGACCCCACCAACUCCUUCACGGCAGCCUACGACUGGCGGCUGUCGUAUCAGAAUCUCGAGGUUAGGGACCAGUACUUCACGCGCCUGAAGCUCUACGUCGAGGCCGCAAAGCUCGGCAUGAAUCGCAAGGUGGUACUCGUGUCGCACAGCAUGGGCAGCCAGGUCCUCUUCUAUUUCUUCCACUGGGUGGCGUCCGAGCACGGCGGGCGUGGCGGUGACUCCUGGGUCGAGGAGCACGUCGAGGCCUGGAUUAAUGUCAGCGGCUGCAUGCUAGGGGCAGUGAAGGAUAUUCCGGCUGUUCUCUCCGGAGAAAUGAAGGAUACAGCCCAACUUAACGCUUUUGCCGUCUACGGCCUAGAGAAAUUCCUGAGCAGGGAGGAAAGAGCGGAAAUGUUCCGCGCAAUGCCUGGCAUCUCAUCAAUGCUCCCAAUCGGAGGUGACGCUGUCUGGGGCAAUCUGUCAGGGGCCCCGGACGAUCUGCCAGGCCAGGAGAACUCGUUCGGGUCCUUCCUCAACUUUCGCCAGGGUGUCAACUGGACUGUCCCUGAGAAGAAUAUGACGGUUGACGGGACGAUGCGAUAUCUCAUGAACUCAACUGAGGAUUGGUACCAGGAUCAAAUCCGUGGCAGUUAUUCCCACGGUGUCGCCCGCACGACAAAAGAGGUCGAGGAGAACGAGCACGACAACAGAAAAUGGAUCAAUCCGCUGGAGACGCGCCUGCCACUUGCCCCCAGCUUGAAGGUCUACUGCUUCUAUGGUGUCGGAAAGCCGACCGAGCGUGCCUACUACUACCGAACCCCAGAGGCGACAUCAAACCUCAACAUCACGAUCGAUACGGGGCUUAUACAUGGAGUGGUCGACCACGGCGUCAUUAUGGGUGAGGGCGAUGGUACGGUGAACCUCUUAAGCUCCGGUUUCAUGUGUAACAAGGGCUGGCAUAUGAAGCGGUACAACCCUGCUGGAGUCAAAGUCACGGUCGUCGAGAUGCCCCAUGAGCCGGAAAGGUUCAAUCCGCGGGGCGGGCCGAACACUGCGGACCACGUCGAUAUUCUCGGCAGGUCGACGCUCAACGAGCUGAUAUUGAGGGUGGCUGCCGGGAGGGGAAACACGAUAAACAACUACGUCGUGAGUAACAUAUCACAAUAUGCGGAGAAGGUUCAGGUGUUUGAAGAGGAGGAUUAA
This is a messenger RNA of Diaporthe amygdali, 2088 nucleotides long. Its product is annotated as diacylglycerol acyltransferase. Gene Ontology annotation, biological process: triglyceride biosynthetic process; lipid storage. The transcript has 4 exons. The coding region runs from base 1 to 2088 and encodes 695 amino acids. Gene Ontology annotation, molecular function: phospholipid:diacylglycerol acyltransferase activity. The record is from RefSeq and is a predicted model, not a curated record. NCBI's taxonomy places the organism in Eukaryota, Fungi, Ascomycota, Sordariomycetes, Diaporthales, Diaporthaceae. Gene Ontology annotation, cellular component: cytoplasm; perinuclear endoplasmic reticulum.